GGAUGGUACGAGACGGUAAAAAGACGUACGAGAUGCGGGCAUAAGAGCAACUGGGUUACCGGUUAAUCUUCCAUCCCCAUGACUUCCUUCUUCUUUUCUCCCCUAAUCAUGAAGCUCCCGGUCCUCACUUUACUCUCUCUCUCAUGUUUCCAUUUUUCCCACUCCUUUACUCCACGCUAUAAUUCAAUAUUCAGUUUCGGAAACUCCCUCGCCGACACCGGUAAUGGGCUUAUCACCAGUGCCCAGCAGUCCCCUGGCAUCGGCAGGCUCCCUUACGGCAUGACCUUUGGCCGCCCCACCGGCCGCUGUUCCGAUGGACGCUUGGUUAUCGACUUCAUCGCUGAGGCGGUUGGGCUCCCGUUGCUGCCGCCAUCUUUGGCGAGCGACCAAGACUUCCGACAGGGAGCCAACUUCGCCGUCGCAGGUUGCACGGCACUUGACUCAGCCUUCUGGGAACAGAGAGGGCUUGCCGGUAUCUUUGGGACCAACGAUUCCUUGGGCGUCCAGCUUCAAUGGUUCGAGCAGCUGAAGCCUUCCCUUUGCAGCACAGUCAGAGAGUGCAAGGACUACUUCGGUAAAUCCCUCUUUGUACUCGGAGAGAUUGGAGGGAACGAUUACCACCUUCCCCUUCUCGCCAAUCGGACCUUGGAGGAAGUAAGGACGUAUGUGCCUUAUGUCAUUGAAACCAUUUCGAAUACUGCUGAGAUUUUAAUCAACGAGGGAGCGGUUGACCUAGUUUUGCCUGGGGCGCCGCCAUCAGGCUGCUUUGGGGUGCUCCUGACGUUGCUCCCUAGUCCUAACAAACAAGACUAUGAACCGCAGACUGGAUGCCUCAAGAAACUAAAUGCAUUAGCAAUGUAUCACAACGAAUUGCUUCGUCGGGCAAUAGGAAAACUUCUGAGCAAGUAUCCAGGGGUUAGGAUAAUCUACGCCGAUUACUAUGGACCAGUCAUUCAAUUUGUACAGACGCCUGAACGCUUUGGAUUUGGCAAUGGGGCUCUAAUUGCUUGCUGUGGGGGAGGAGGUCCCUACAACUUCAACCCACAAGCCUGGUGUGCCCAGCCGGGUGCGACCGUAUGUGAGGAACCAUCCAAGUCCAUAUAUUGGGACGGCAUCCACCUAACGGAAGCUGCUUAUCGCUACAUCGCCCCGGGUUGGCUCUCUGCAUGGUCCCAUGCCAAGGUCCAUUAAGAGCCCAACGCCAGCCCACCCAUUAUCACCCACAUUGGCUCAGUUUUAGAAUUUUGAUGCAUCGAAAAAUAAAAACAUUGGGGUCUAUCUGCUUGCUGUUCAUGAAGAACAUUGUGGGCUCUAAUGGUUGCAUUGUGGAAUUUGUAGUUUGCUUAUGUAUUUUUCUUCUGUCAUCUGCUAGUGAUAUUAUGACAAAUUGAUGUUGUUUGAUCAUUUGCUGUUUGGCAGGUUUGCUGCCUCCUGUUUCUUUCUCAUGCUCUUUCUAUGCAAUAUCAUUGCAUCUUCUCC
This is a messenger RNA of Phoenix dactylifera (date palm), 1479 nucleotides long. RefSeq names its product GDSL esterase/lipase At5g45910-like. Lineage: Eukaryota; Viridiplantae; Streptophyta; Magnoliopsida; Arecales; Arecaceae. The record is from RefSeq and is a predicted model, not a curated record. Gene Ontology annotation, molecular function: hydrolase activity, acting on ester bonds.